Messenger RNA from Arabis nemorensis, 339 nucleotides. The record is from the annotation of a GenBank genome assembly. Lineage: Eukaryota; Viridiplantae; Streptophyta; Magnoliopsida; Brassicales; Brassicaceae.
AUGGCUUCUUAUUCUGCUUCCAUGGUAGUAGCAGAGAAGAUCUCAUGGUACUGCGCAGUUUUUGCCGCCAUGCUACUGCUAGUGAAUUUUUGCCACAUGGCAGAUGAGGAGGGACCUACGAAGAUCGUGGAGCAGCAUCAGCCGUCGAUGAUAACCGCCGGAUAUUCUAAUCGACGGCCAGCUUGCGAUGAGAUAUAUGAAGUGAAAGAAGGAGAGACGUUGCAGACAAUAAGUGAGAAGUGUGGAGAUCCUUACAUCGUUGAAGGGAAUCCUCAUAUACAUGAUCAUGAUGAUGUUUUCCCUGGUUUACUCAUAAGAAUCUCUCCUUCUUUUACUUGA